AUGUCUCCCUCACUGCUGUUGGUGCUCUCCGCGGCCGCGCUGUCCGUCUCGGCCAACGACCGGCCUAUCAUCGGCAUCCUGGCGCAGGAGACGACUCCCGACAUCGACGACCUGUUCCCGGAGCUCAACUACACCAGCUACGUGCAGGCGUCCUACGUACAGUUCGUGGAGUCGGCCGGCGCGCGCGCCGCGCCCGUCUUCAUCCACCGCUCGCAGAAGUACUACGAGGACAUGUUUUAUCAACUCAACGGCCUGCUGCUGCCCGGAGGCAAUAGCCAGCUGGACUCUGAGGGCUUCGGCGCCGCCUCGCGGGCGUUCUGGGACCUGGCGCACGCGCACCCGGAGGUGCACUUCCCCAUCUGGGGCACGUGCCAGGGCCACGAGGAGCUGGCGUUCCUGGCCGGCGGCGCGGAGGUGAUCGAGGCCUGUGACGCCGAGAACCAGCUGGUGGCCGUGAGCCCCGAGCCGGCGCUGCUCGAGAGCAGGCUGUUCGCCAACGCCACCGCCGAGCAGCUGGCGCUGUUCACGGUCGAGCCGAACGUGGUCAUGUUCCACUCGAACUGCGUCUCCCCGGAGAGCUUCUCGCGGCUGGCGGAGGAGUUCCGCACGCUGGCCACCAACACCGACCGCCAGGGCGUGCCGUACGUCUCGAUCGUGGAGCACCGCCAGCUGCCCAUCUACGGCGUCCAGUUCCACCCGGAGAAGGCCGCCUUCGAGUGGUCCACGCUGGAGCGGGUGGACCAGGUGCCGCACUGGGCCGACGCCGUGGAGGCCUCCCAGUACCUGGCCAACUUCCUGGUGGCUGAGGCGCGCCGCAGCGAGGCCGUGUUCCCCAGCGAGGCGACCGAGCAGGCGGCGCUCAUCUACAACUACCCGGCCUACUUCACCGCCGCGCGCGGCUCCACCUUCCAGAUGUGCUACUUCUUUGACGACAGCGAGUACAUGUGA
This is a messenger RNA of Amphibalanus amphitrite, 948 nucleotides long. RefSeq names its product gamma-glutamyl hydrolase-like. NCBI's taxonomy places the organism in Eukaryota, Metazoa, Arthropoda, Thecostraca, Balanomorpha, Balanidae. Gene Ontology annotation, molecular function: gamma-glutamyl-peptidase activity. The record is from RefSeq and is a predicted model, not a curated record. The transcript has a single exon. Gene Ontology annotation, cellular component: vacuole. Gene Ontology annotation, biological process: tetrahydrofolylpolyglutamate metabolic process. The coding region runs from base 1 to 948 and encodes 315 amino acids.